Molecule: messenger RNA, 2552 nt
Organism: Cebus imitator (Panamanian white-faced capuchin)
Lineage: Eukaryota; Metazoa; Chordata; Mammalia; Primates; Cebidae
Gene: CSDC2
Product: cold shock domain containing C2
Exons: 4
Coding region: 334-795 (153 amino acids)
Biological process (GO): regulation of mRNA stability
Cellular component (GO): cytoplasm
Molecular function (GO): mRNA 3'-UTR binding
Source: RefSeq, a predicted model, not a curated record
GACGUCAGCUGGAAGGCGUGUGAGUGAGUGAGGGGCUGAGGUACCGCCCGCCAGAGCGAGAGCGCGCACACACACACACACACACACACACACACACACAAACGCACACACAAUCUUCCAGACCCAUCCCUUGCCCGCCAGCUCCACGCGCCAAAGGGAGGCAGAGCGAGGAGGAGGAGGCAGUGCCUGGACCCCGGCUGCCCAGGAGAGACGGAGCCCGUGGCUGGUGAGGCUGCAGAGCAGGGCCAGGCUGGGCCCUGCCCGCAAGGACGCCUGAACCCCUCACCGGCCCCUGGGCCCCAGAGCCCACCAGGCUCUCCUGCUGGCCCCACCAUGACUUCGGAGUCCACAUCACCCCCAGUUGUGCCCCCGCUCCACUCCCCCAAGUCCCCAGUCUGGCCCACCUUCCCCUUUCACCGGGAGGGCAGCAGGGUCUGGGAGCGGGGUGGUAUCUCACCUCGGGACCUACCCAGCCCUCUGCCCACCAAGCGGACCAGGACCUAUUCAGCGACAGCCCGUGCCUCAGCUGGCCCCGUGUUCAAGGGCGUUUGUAAGCAGUUCUCACGCGCUCAGGGCCAUGGCUUCAUCACCCCCGAGAACGGGUCCGAGGACAUCUUUGUGCACGUGUCUGACAUCGAGGGGGAGUACGUGCCAGUGGAGGGCGACGAGGUGACCUACAAGAUGUGCCCCAUCCCGCCCAAGAACCAGAAGUUCCAGGCCGUGGAGGUGGUGCUCACUCAGCUGGCCCCCCACACUCCACAUGAGACGUGGUCUGGCCAGGUCGUGGGCUCCUAGGCUGGGUGACUCACAGGCCAGCUGGCCAGGGGGUGGGGAGCCACACAGGGUGAACGGGCAGCAGCCGGCUCCAUGCCCCACUGCCCCAGCUGAUCAGUCCUUCAGUGGCCUCAGUGUGCACGUCUGUCUGUCUGUCUGUCUGUCUGUCUGUCUGUCUGUGCUUGUGGCCGUGAGCGUGUGCCUCCACUCACCCCAUGACCCGUGACUGCUGUGUGAGCUGGCCAGGAGGUGGGUGGAGGGCAAGGCCACCAGACUCGGCUUCUCGCUGUCCACUGCCUCUCUCUUCCCCUCCCUGCCUCAGACACGCAGGACCCACUCGCCCUCCUGCCUACUUGUCCCCGUGGUGACUGAACCACGAGAGCCUCGCUCCCCUGGCCUCUGCCCCUGAGCCGUCCCGUGUCAGUCCCUGGCCUGGGGCCAGGCUCUCUGUCUCCCUCCCUGGGCUGAGGUUCCCCCACCACGGCCUGGACCCUCCCUCAGAAGCCUGGCCGGUGGGCGCUUUGGGGGAGCCUCCCAGCCUCUGGCAGGGGAAGAGGCAGACACGGAGGCGUGUGGCCCCCACACUGCUGAGGCCAGCCUUCCUUCCUGCUCUCCUCUCUCAGUGCACUGGAGAGGCAGGAAGAGGGGCCUGAGGGAGGAAGGGGUUUGCGACUCCCAUUUUGCUGGCCAGUCCCCCCUCCUCAGCCUGGCAGUGCCUCUGGGCUCCUCCCCCUGUGCUGUGCUGAGCUGAGCCCAGGGGUCUGCAGAGGGUGGGGGUCCAUCUCUGCAGCCUGGCUGCAGCCCUCCUUUCCCCUGACUCACAAGCCCCACUGAUGCUCUGGGUCAUACCCAGCUGACGGCUGCUGAGGACGCCACGAUGAUGGAUGAACACACGUCCAUCAGGCAGGGCCAGGCCUGGGCACCCACGAGGAGGGCCUGGGAGACAGGCCCUGUGGCCCCCACGUCAGCCCCUCUUGCCAAGGCCCUGAUAGACCAGCGGCUCAGGUGUGGCUCUUACCGUGUCCAUCCCUGAAGAUGUGCAACUAUCGCUGUCACCUGGAGUCCUUUUGGGGCCAAGAUGUGUGUGCAUCCAAGCUGGUGGGCAUUCACUCCCAAGCAGGGGCGAGGCUGGCCUGGCCCGGGAGGCCAAGAGGAGGGCCCUGUCUGCCUCCACCUCUGGUCACACCCCCUGCCCACCACCCUCCCUUCUAGAGAGCACAUCAUCUGACAGGGGGAAGUGGGGCCGUGGUUCAAGGGAGGACAGGCCAGGGUGAGUAACACUGGGGGCUCAAAUGCCCAAGAUGAGGGGAUCAGUGACUGUCUAGGAGGAUCCCUGGCCUUGUAGGUGCCCCAAGACCCCAGGGUAGAGAUCAGCCGGGGUGCCUGCAUCCCGCCCCUGCCCCCAGGGCCCACGGCACAAAAUCUAGGAGCCCAGAGCUGCUGAGGUAUGCUGGUCAUCCCCCUAAAAUGGGCAUGGCCCAACCUGUCCCAUGAGGAAAAAGGGCCCCUGGCCCCCUUGAGAGAGGGCUUGUUGGUGAGGGUUGACUCCUGGGGGCCCCUGAGGCUCCCAGCCUGUGGAGAGGCUGCCUUUUAAGGCUCCACUAGCAGUCAGGAUAUGGUGGCAUCAGCCCUGGGGCCGCCUGGGUGGCAGGGGGGCAGCAGCUCUCAUCCCCACUCACAGGCCCUGCAGCGCCCAUUUGGAAUUCCCCUCAAGACCCCUGGCCACCCGGAUCCCCCAUUCUUCCUAACAUUGGCAAUAAACCCUCAACUGUGACCCA